AUGCCUGAUUGUAGCACUUGUGGGCGUAUUCUUCCUUCUGAUGCAUUCAUAUAUGAGAGCAAAAACUAUAAGACUUGUAAUAGCUAUAGAUGUGCGAGAACUACUAACCAAAGCAAUCUAGAAACAUUUGUUGAGAUGAUUUUAAUACAUGAA
Messenger RNA from Dentiscutata heterogama, 153 nucleotides. Lineage: Eukaryota; Fungi; Glomeromycota; Glomeromycetes; Diversisporales; Gigasporaceae. The record is from the annotation of a GenBank genome assembly.